GCGAAGCUGCGAAGCAACUGUUUUGUUCUGUGACGCACACAAUAAUUGUUUACUCCGUAUGUAAGCGAAAUUAUCGUCUUAGAAUCUUCUUAGACCGUUUUGCAAUUUUAAAUUGCACGUAUAUUCAUUUGUUAUCAGGAAAUAACCUAAACAAAGCGUCGUCACUCGCUAAAGCUCGGUUUACUUACAGAUAUUGCCGAAAAGCUACUGUAGUUGACUCUUUUCGCCAACAUGAGAGGGGGUUCCUCCUACGGAGACAGAGACCAUGGACGAGACAGGCCACGGUUUGGGGCCACGAGCGGUCGCGGUGGACCUCCACCAAUGAAAUUUGGAAAUCCAGGUGAGCGUCUCCGCAAGAAGAAGUGGAACAUGGAUGAUCUGCCAAAAUUUGAGAAAAACUUCUAUACUGAACACCCUGAGGUCCAACACCUCAGUCAGUUUGAAAUGGAAGAGUUUCGCAGGAACAAGGAGAUUACCGUCAGAGGCUCUGGAUGCCCAAAGGCGAUACCCGCUUUUCACCAGGCGCAGUUUCCUCAGUAUGUGAUGGAUGUGCUGAUGCAGCAGCACUUCAAAGAGCCCACAGCGAUCCAGGCUCAGGGCUUCCCUGUGGCCCUCAGUGGCAGGGACAUGGUGGGCAUCGCUCAGACUGGCUCCGGAAAGACUCUGGCUUAUCUUCUUCCUGCUAUUGUCCACAUCAACCACCAGCCUUACCUGGAGAGAGGAGAUGGCCCAAUUUGUCUUGUCCUUGCUCCAACCAGAGAGCUGGCUCAGCAGGUUCAGCAGGUCGCACUUGAAUACGGCAAGUCGUCCCGUAUCAAAAGCACCUGUGUCUAUGGUGGAGCACCCAAAGGACCACAGAUUCGAGACCUCGAGAGGGGUGUUGAGAUCAUUAUCGCCACACCAGGUCGCCUCAUUGACUUCUUGGAGAGCGGGAAAACUAACCUGACGCGCUGCACCUACCUCGUGCUGGAUGAAGCCGACCGCAUGCUGGACAUGGGCUUCGAGCCACAGAUUCGCAAGAUAGUUGAACAAAUCAGGCCUAACAGACAGACUCUGAUGUGGAGUGCAACCUGGCCGAAGGACGUCCGGCAGCUUGCCGAGGACUUCCUGAGGGAAUAUGUCCAAAUAAAUAUUGGCGCACUGGAGCUCAGUGCCAACCACAACAUCCUGCAGAUUGUCGAUGUCUGCAUGGAGACUGAAAAGGACCAGAAACUUCUUCAGCUGAUGGAGGAGAUAAUGGCUGAAAAAGAAAACAAAACCAUCAUCUUUGUGGAGACUAAGAAGCGCUGUGAUGAACUCACCAGAAGGAUGAGGCGGGAUGGGUGGCCAGCAAUGUGUAUCCAUGGAGACAAGAGCCAGCCAGAAAGAGACUGGGUACUUGCAGAAUUUCGCAGUGGUAAAGCUCCUGUACUGCUUGCUACCGACGUGGCGUCUCGUGGUCUGGAUGUGGAAGAUAUCAAGUUCGUCAUCAACUAUGACUACCCCAACUCCUCGGAGGAUUACGUCCACCGUAUUGGACGUACGGCCCGCAGCACCAACACGGGUACAGCUUACACCUUCUUCACCCCGGGGAACUGUCGACAGGCCCGGGACCUGGUCCGGGUUCUGACUGAGGCCCGGCAGGCCGUCAACCCCAAACUGCUCCAGCUGGUGGAUUCAGGGCGUGGUGGAAACGGCGGCAGAAUGCGUUACCGUGGCAGCAGCUCCUACAACUCCAACAGCAUGUACCAGGGGGGUUAUGAUCGCAGGACGUAUGGCGGUGGUGGAGGUGGCGCCAGCAAAGAUGGCGCCAAUGGCUUCAGCAGUGGCGGUCGCACCAACCAUGAUGCAAACCACUCCUCUUCCUCCUCCUCUUCCUCCUACAGGGACAGAAGCCAGGGGCACAGGAGUAGCUACAACUCUGGUGGCUCCGAUCAGUUCCAGAGCUACAGCGGCAGCGGGGGCUACAGCUCCCGCAGCGGAGGCCCGCCCCCUGGAGGUCAGAGCAGCCAGCCGCAGGGUCAGUUUGCCCAGCCUCCUUCUGCUCCUCCAUCAGCGGGGGGGCCAAUUCCUCUGAUGGCUCGGCCCUUCGCUCCUCUACAGCCACCGCUCAAGGGCAUCAUGGGGCAGCCUCCUUACCCUUUUGCUGCUCCACCCGCUCCUCCUUCAGGCCCUCCACCUCCCCGAAAGUAGAAUUAUGAAGAAGAGGCGCAGAGUUCAUUGCGGCCACUCAGUGUGUUAUUUCAUUUUUUUGUCUUCUACCAAAGGUGGGGGUUUGAAAAGGCAGUAUAUGUAAGGAUUUAAGGGCUAACAUGUUUGUUUGUUCCAUAUUUUGAACCCACCUUAAACUAGAACCUUUAUCCUUCAAUUUAUUAGACAUGAUUUCUCAUUUUCCACAGUCUCAUUGAGUUGCUCUCGACCAUGUGACCUGGAGGAGCAAUGUUGUUCUUUUCAUUUGAUCAAACAUUGCAGAAGUUGAUAGCUGCUGUAAAGUGUUUGGUUAGAACAAACAUCUAGCACACAUUACGUGGUGCAUGGUUGAACGUGCUGAUAUAUGGGAAUUUCUUUCAUUUUGUAUAAACCGUCCCAUUCCAGCGUCAAGUGUUCUAGCUUCAUCACGUUCUACAUGUUAGACUUGUUUUGUUCUUCUAUCAUUUCAUUGAGUUUAUGUUUGUGUUAUUCUGAACGCUGAAGCCGUUAAAUCUUCUUUUGAUACCAUGAAACCACUAUUUGACUUAUUCCUAUCCUCUAGCAAAAUUCCUAUCCUCAAUUUCAAACUUAUGCUUCCGUUAACUUGUAACUUUUUAACUCUUAUUUCUUAAAUAAGCAUCAUAGCUAAGGCUGAAUUAUAUUCAAGACUGUUGACUUGGUUUCUUGCUUGUUUUUUUAUUAAUUCUGUUCUUAAUUUCUUAAUAAAUAACAGAAUCAAA
Molecule: messenger RNA, 2909 nt
Organism: Trematomus bernacchii (emerald rockcod)
Lineage: Eukaryota; Metazoa; Chordata; Actinopteri; Perciformes; Nototheniidae
Product: probable ATP-dependent RNA helicase DDX17
Exons: 13
Coding region: 232-2172 (646 amino acids)
Biological process (GO): alternative mRNA splicing, via spliceosome
Cellular component (GO): ribonucleoprotein complex; cytoplasm; nucleus
Molecular function (GO): ATP binding; RNA helicase activity; RNA binding
Source: RefSeq, a predicted model, not a curated record